This is a messenger RNA of Silurus meridionalis, 3976 nucleotides long. RefSeq names its product oxidative stress responsive kinase 1b (gene oxsr1b). The transcript has 18 exons. The record is from RefSeq and is a predicted model, not a curated record. NCBI's taxonomy places the organism in Eukaryota, Metazoa, Chordata, Actinopteri, Siluriformes, Siluridae. Gene Ontology annotation, molecular function: ATP binding; protein serine/threonine kinase activity. Gene Ontology annotation, biological process: protein phosphorylation. Bases 842 to 2419 code for a protein of 525 amino acids.
UUUUACUUUCAGAAGACUUUGAAAAGAUUAAAAGAAAAGUUAAAAAAGAGGUUAAACAUCUCUAUCUAUCUAUGAUAGAUAGAUAGAUAGAUAGAUAGAUAGAUAGAUAGAUAGAUAGAUAGAUAGAUAGAUAGAUAGAAAUAUUGAUUGAUUGAUAAGACAGACAGAAUAGCCUUAAAGUAAUGAUGUAAAUUUUACACAAUGUGCGCAUGCGCCCCCUCUAGUCAUCGUCUUCUCCACUGGAACUUGAUUUCCGCCAUGAUGGCUGUUGCAGUUGUACGAGUUCCUGCUGUAUUGCUUUGUAACCUUUACGCAUUCCUGAUAAAAUAUCGUGCAGUUUCACAUCUCGCUCCACGGCCUUCCACGAAUUUCCUUCCGAUAUGUCCGCCAGACUGACUUCUUCAACUAUCUAUUCAUCUCAAAAACCGCUCGCCCUCCCACACCCAACAUGGCCGCCGAAUGCGCCCGUCCACGCCGUACGAGCUAAACAUGGCCGCCAUCCGCGUCCGCUUUGGCUGUACGCACCAAACAUGGCCGACCGGCGGGGCCGCGUAGGUAUCGUCAGCACCCAACAUGGCCGCCCGCCGCGUCCGUCUCGGGUUCCGCAGGAAUGUGAAAGGCGGCGGCCGCCGCGGCGCUGAGUGCCAAAAUAUAAGGGAAUGAUAGCGGGCGCUGUGCAUGAGUGGGCGCCGCUGCGUGAGUGAAGAAACAUCGCUGGACGGCGCGCGUUAGCUAUUUAGACCUGGAGUGACAAUAUAUAAGAACAACCCUGCUACUGGAGGAGAGCCCGGAGCUAGACAGUGUUUAUUUCAGACGGCUCUAAUACGCAACACCUGAAGCCAUGUCGGAGGACCUGAGCUCCCAGACCUGGUCCAUUAACAAGGAUGACUACGAGCUUCAGGAGGUAAUCGGAAGCGGAGCCACGGCGGUCGUCCAGGCCGCGUACUGCGUUCCCCGCAAGGAGAAGGUCGCCAUCAAACGCAUCAACCUGGAGAAAUGCCAGACAAGCAUGGAUGAGCUCCUGAAAGAGAUCCAGGCCAUGAGCCAGUGUCACCAUCCUAACAUCGUGUCAUACUACACCUCCUUUGUAGUGAAAGACGAGUUGUGGCUGGUAAUGAAGCUGCUCAGUGGCGGGUCCGUGCUGGACGUGAUCAAGCACAUCAUCUCACGCGGAGAGCACAAAACCGGAGUCCUGGAUGAGCCCAGUAUAGCCACCAUACUGAAAGAGGUUUUACAGGGACUCGAGUACUUGCACAAAAAUGGGCAGAUUCACAGGGAUCUGAAGGCUGGAAACAUCCUGCUGGGGGAAGACGGCUCUGUUCAGAUCGCAGAUUUCGGCGUGAGUGCCUUCCUAUCCACUGGCGGCGACAUCACCAGGAACAAAGUGCGCAAGACGUUUGUCGGGACGCCGUGCUGGAUGGCUCCUGAGGUCAUGGAGCAGGUGAAGGGUUAUGACUUUAAAGCAGAUAUUUGGAGUUUUGGGAUCACAGCCAUUGAACUGGCCACCGGAGCUGCUCCUUAUCACAAAUACCCUCCUAUGAAAGUAUUGAUGCUGACCCUGCAGAACGAUCCUCCCUCCCUGGAGACUGGAAUCGCAGAUAAAGAAACGGUCAAGAAAUACGGCAAAUCCUUCAGGAAGAUGAUCUCGCUGUGUUUGCAGAAGGACCCCGAGAAAAGGCCAACAUCAUUGGAGCUCUUAAAACACAAGUUCUUCCAGAAAGCGAAGAAUAAUGAAUUUCUACAGGAGAAGUUACUGCAGAGAGCACCCACAAUAUCAGAACGUUCAAAAAAGGUAAGGCGGGUUCCUGGCUCCAGCGGCAGACUGCAUAAAACAGAAGAUGGAGAAUGGGAAUGGAGUGAUGACGAGUUGGAUGAGGAGAGUGAAGAAGGCAAGGCUGCUGUUGCUGCUUUACGGUCACCAAGAGUGAAGGAGGGCUCGCAGAACUCUGAGCAGCUUUUCCAGCCGGCGGAGCCCUUUGGCAGUCACCUCCAGACGGGUGUUCCUGCCCAACCCGAUUUACCUCAGCCUGGUGGGCAAGCCGUGCCACCCUUACAGUGCCCGCCUGCUUCUGCUAACCCUGCCCAGGUCCCUGUUCCUGCCCCUGCCUCUGCCAGUGAUGCCUCCAAGUCACCCAUCAGCCUGGUGUUGAGGUUAAGAAACCUGAAGAAGGAGCUCAACGACAUUCGAUUUGAGUUUAUGCCUGGACGAGACACGGCAGACGGCGUGUCCCAGGAGCUGGUGUCUGCAGGCCUGGUAGAUGGUCGGGAUUUAGUUAUAGUUGCUGCUAAUUUGCAGAAGAUAGUUGACGAGCCUCAAACCAACAAAAACGUCACUUUUAAACUGGCGUCCGGCAUCGAAGGCUCGGAGAUUCCUGAUGAUAUCAAACUAAUGGGAUUCGCUCAGCUCAGUAUCAGUUAAAGUUUGACUCCACGCAGGGACCAUGACUUGCCUAAAAAUGUGAAAAACGCGCAACAAAAAAAAAAAAAAGAAAGAAAACCCAACACCACACCCAUAGAAUGACACCCGAAACCCCACCCCACCCCCAACCCCCCCUCACCCCACACCGUUUGAGAUACCACUUCUGCCAAAGAAAACCGUGUCGUGUCGUGAGCCCAUAGGAUUUAACCAGAAGACCUCCCAGCUCUAGGAGGCACUGGAGUGAGAUCAGAAUCGAUAGGAAACAGUCAACUAACGUUUACAGUGUACAUGUAGAAGGUUGUUUAGUUGUUGGUUUUUUUUUUGUUGUUGUUGUUUUUUCAAACCACACAUUCAUUUUUCCAUUUUUGUUCUUUUUUUUUUCUUUCUGUAAUUUAUACGUCCCCGAACAUUUGCACAAUCUGAACUAACGCCCUAAAAUGUUGAUUCAUGUAACAAUGCCUUAUAGUGAAGAGCUACUGAAUGCAUGUUCUCAAUGAUUUUUUUCUUCUUCUUCAUGAUGAAAUAUUCUAGCCAAAUCUUUAUUUUUAUUUAGAUUUUUUUUUAUACACAUGUAGUUCUUUAUGGUUUCUGGUUUGAAGGAAACAGCUAGCACACUUUAACUGAACUGAGUGCCCUACUCGAGCACACACUUUUAGCCUUAUCAUGACCAGAUGUAUCUGCGAAUCUGCUCUCGGAAUGUUCUCGCGAUGUUCUCGGGCACUUGUUUUUUUUGCAUUUUUUUUUUGCAUUCUUAGCUGCUGUACAGAAUUCCUAGUUUCUAUUGCAAUGCGUGGCGUGGAGGCGAGUGGGUGCACACAGAAGACACACUUCUUUCUAAUCAGGGGUCGACAAAUCAUGUUUAUUCCCUAGCUCACCACUCCAGUGUGCUGUUAGUUACCCGGAACCAGAGGCUACAGCGGUUCAAUCGGCAUUCGAUGAGGAGUCAGGGGCAGGGAGUCUGGAAGGGGGAGUCUGAAAAGGGGAAGGCACAAAGGAGUUGUCUUGGAAUGAGGAAUCAGGGAGAAUGAAGUCAGGAAACGGGGAGUCAGGAAGAAGUCGUCGGCCAAGGGGGAGUCUGGAAAGCAGAAGGCAGUGAGAAGUCGUCUGGAAAGCAGAAGACAGUGAGAAGGAGUCUGGAAACCAGACGGCAGGGAGGAGGAGUCUGGAAACCAGACGGCAGGGAGGAGGAGUCUGGAAACCAGACGGCAGGGAGGAGGAGUCUGGAAACCAGACGGCAGGGAGGAGGAGUCUGGAAAGCAGACGGCAGGGAGGAGGAGUCUGGAAAGCAGACGGCAGGGAGGAGGAGUCUGGAAAGCAGACGGCAGGGAGGAGGAGUCUGGAAAGCAGUUUAUUAGACUAGCAUCUGCUUGUCUGAUUUGUCCACCUCUGUUCAUGAAGUUAUUAAAUUUAUUAGUCACUGGAAUGAUUUCUCACACUCGUCUCUUUCACUCUCUCAUUCUCUCUCUUAUUACCCCCCCCACACAAACACACACACUAUAUUACACAAUUACACGUCUCUGAUUCAUCAAUUACUGCAUUAAAAAAUUUACAUUUGGA